This is a messenger RNA of Umbelopsis ramanniana AG, 630 nucleotides long. RefSeq lists its product as uncharacterized. The transcript is spliced from 2 exons. The coding region runs from base 157 to 588 and encodes 143 amino acids. NCBI's taxonomy places the organism in Eukaryota, Fungi, Mucoromycota, Umbelopsidomycetes, Umbelopsidales, Umbelopsidaceae. The record is from RefSeq and is a predicted model, not a curated record.
AAGAAUUAUCAUGACAUGGGUCGUAUCAUAAUUGCAAACCUAGCUAAGGGAGUUCGUCAACACACGAGCUCACCUUAAUAAUUGCCACAAACGUUGAUAUAUAUUUUCUGAAUUCAUUUUCCCUCCAUUCCUCUCACUUUUCCUUUCAUACUAAUCAUGAUCUGCUCACGCCUUGUUUCCUUUGUCGUCAUCGCAUUUGCCGUCGUUGCAUCUGCCGCUUUCCCCGAAAGAAAAAUCGAGGAACACUUUGCAGUCAAAACGCUGUGUGCAGCAAGGGUCUUUACUGCCGCAGAUACAAUGGCGCUGUUUACGGCACCUGCGAAAAGCCUUUCUAAAUCUCUGUCCGACUGUAUAGCAAAAACUGCCGCCCCUCCCAUCAAGCUCAAGAUUCAAACUUUAGUUUCUACACGUCUUCUAUUUUUGGAGAGCUGCGCUAUAUUUGGCUUUCAUUCGCUUGCAAUCAAGUACCCAUCUAUUUUUUGUAGUUCUUUAGAAAAAGGAAAAAUCGAAUUAAAGAAAAAAAAAAAAAAAGCCUUGUACAUUUUUAGAGUGCGUAUAAAAAAUGUGGUAUGUUUGUUUUCCAAGUAGGAUAGGCAUUAACAUGAAAGAUAUAUUCAACUACUUUGAAAU